AUCUAAACUCACUAGUGAUGAUCACCUAUAGCCCCGCCUCCUUCAUUAGAAGUGUGCCACUUACAACUUGGUAUUUCGUUCUAAGAAAAUCUCCCGUGCGAUGAGCUAUAUAACAGUCCGUAAAAAUCAAUCGAGAUCGUGUUUUUGAUAUACAGGUGUAAUUUACUGCCUCGAGCUUUGCUGGUUUGUGCUAAAUAGAUCUCAUUCGACUGCUAACGAGUAGCCCGACGCGGGGAACCGUUGUUUAAGUGACAGGCAGGGUGGCCUGAGCUCAAAAAUUAGCUGGGCUAUUUAGGGUCAGGCUGUUAGACCGAUUCUACUUUACAUAUACCGAAAUGCCGCAAUCAUUAUUUCGUCUCAGUUUGCCUCUCCUGGCUAUAAUUUUUCUUUCAAUUCUACGUAUGGAACAGACUUGCGAAGCUAAAGAAAAGUUCCCAGUUGACAGAGUAACAAACCCAAAUUGUAAUUCGGAUUGUAAGGAUGCACCAACAAAAUUAUUAUGCGGAAGCGAUGGUAGAACUUACAACUCAAGAUGCGAACUACAGUAUGCUAAGUGCCUGGGAAAGCAAAUUCAAAUUAUCAAAAAGGGAAAGUGUGAAGAAAAAUCUAAAUGUCUAGUUGAGAGAGACGCGGCCAUCUUGAUGGCGGCUGCAAGUUCAAACCCUUCAACGAAUAGCAUAUUCAUUCCACAGUGUAAUCCAGAUGGAAGUUACUCGUCAAUUCAGUGUCAUAGGUCAUUUGGGUACUGCUGGUGUGUGGAUAAUCUUGGUAAACCACUUCCGGGUACUUCAGUUCCGUUACGGCGUCCAAGUUGCAAUGGGGAACCAGCAGGGGCGCCUGUUCUUGUAACUCAUCCACCUAUACCGGAAACUCAAGGUAUGAUUGAAAAGGCUUUUUGGAUGCUGUCCCCUUCCCCAUCAGGGUCAAAGCUUUUACCAGAACCUCAAGACAUCUCAGUAGAAGUGGAGUGUUGUGACCAGCCACGUUCUGAGGAGGUAAACUCACAUACCGAUAUAUCCAUUGCAGAGCCAUCUAAGAAGUCUCCAGUCACAUCAACGAACGAGUGUACUGUUGAAAGAGCGGAAGCCUUGGACAAAGCGCAACAGGACCCCGGGAGUGGCGUGUUUAUCCCACAAUGUGAAGGUAGCAACUACCAUCCAGUUCAAUGUCACGAGGAAGCCAAAUACUGCUGGUGCGUUAACAUCACAACUGGACGGCCAAUCAUCGGGACAUCCAAGAAGGUUGACGUUUCUCUCACUGGAUUCAAGUCAUCACUGAACUGUAACCAUAAUUUAAAGCCCGAGAUCAGUACAAGUAAAGUUGUUUCAACACCAGCUCCACCAGUUUUUAAAGGGUGCACUGGAAACAAACAGGCUAAGUUUUUGAAUAGUGUUAUUGAUAUGCUGAUCACAGAAAUGAUGGGUGACCCAUCUGGAGCAGUGACACAGGGAAGAACCACAGCCACAGAUCAGAACAGAUCAGUGACAGAAAGAGUCGGAAGAUGGAAAUUUCUUCACAUGGAUACCAACAGCAAUCAUGCGAUCGACAAGCGAGAACUGAAGGGUAUCAAAUCUCAAAUAGAUGGGCUCAGUGCAAGAAAAAAAUGCAAAAGGAACUUCCUCUUAUUUUGUGAUGCCAACAAUAACUCAAAGUUAAGCAUGGACGAGUGGCUGAAAUGUUUAGGCAUAGAAACCACUUCUGGUCCACCGCCGACAACUGCAACGAGACGUGGCAACAAUCCGUUCAGCAUCUUGUCAUAACAAGAGAAUACGCAACAGAACCAACGUAGACACCGGGAAACCAUCAAUAAAUACUACUCCGUAGAUCACAUUGUUUUUAACAAUUAAGUAAUAAUUAUGUGGAAUAGGCCUAUAAGAUAUAUAAUGUCAGACUCGUUUACGAUAUUCCCAUGAUUUGAAUUUCUAGGCAUUCCAUUACAAUUAUUGAUUUCCAAAAAUAAAGAAGAAAGUUGGCGCCUUAUAUUUUUUGUGCGAUAAUUACUUGCCAAGGGCGCAAAUGAUAGUCUGCAAAGGCUCGACGUCGACUUUGAUUAUGAUAAAGGUUUUUGUAAAUUAUAAAGUCGUUUAUGCCAUCAUUGAAAACUUAUGCCAUCAUUAAACUGCGUCAGCAAGUUAGACAGAUUUAAAAAUGACUCGCAAUUGAAAAUAUUCGGUUGAAAUUAUUGGUUUUAUUAUUAGUUGCACACUGAGUAGGCCCUAAUUAAUGUUGAAGGCUUAUGACAUUUAGAAAAUUAAAUAUCCUGAAAUCACCGUCUUGAAUUGGCUGUGAUAGCAGCUCGUAUGUACGCGUACGUGCUCGCAGGUCGUUAGGAUACACCACUGUGAGAUCGGGCAGCUGUCAAUCGAGCCAUAUUAUUUGCUAGGUUGCGACGUUUUUGUAGGGCAUCGAUUCAUCUCAAAGUUACUGUGACCUAAUCCAUUUUUUGAAAAUACAGUAGAGCCCCUAUUAAAGGGACACCUUCGGGACCAAAGUAAGUGUCCCCAGGGUUGGCCAUAACGUUAAAAGAUGUACUUUCCCUUGUUUCGAGGCCGAAAAGGUGUCCCCUUAAUAGGGGUGUCCCAAAGGAGGGGUUCUACUGUAGUUAAGUUUACAGUCUGUAUUAGCCUGUAUUAAGUGUGGAGUAGACCAAGGUAGGCACCGAGUAAUGAACAAGUGUAUGAAUAUACCGUGCCAAAAAUUUUUUAUUUUUUUUUAAUUUAAGCUAGAUAUUGAUAUAAAAAUGGAUUAUUUUAUCUCUUUGCUUGUAUAUAUAGAAAUGAAGGGUAUGGUUACUUUUAGGAAUAAUUAAAAUAACCAGCUAAUUGAAUAAUAGAACCGCGCGGCAGUAAAAAUGUAUAUGCUCUUAGUAUUCAACUUAAAUUGACAAAACUAAUAAAAUGGGGAUUUAUUGUCUGCUAUGUACAUGGAUAGAGCGCGGUAUAGUAGCUGGACAGAGUGCUGUGGUUCAUGUGUAAGAUAAUAAUGUUAGAAACUGUCAGCUAUUUUUAGAUUUAUAGACGAAUAACCAAGCAAUGAAAGCCUUGUAAAGGUGGAUAAAUUAGUCCGUAGGUGUAUUUAUUAUAAGGAUACAAACCAUGUUUAAAGGUAUUGUCAUUAUAUACUUAAAACUGAGAGUCGUGCUAUUAAGCCUAUUUCUGGUUAGCUUAUAAUUGUGAAACGAAAACGAAGUAUAAAAUACAAAUGAAUAUUAUAAUACUG
Molecule: messenger RNA, 3219 nt
Organism: Anneissia japonica
Lineage: Eukaryota; Metazoa; Echinodermata; Crinoidea; Comatulida; Comatulidae
Product: SPARC-related modular calcium-binding protein 2-like
Exons: 12
Coding region: 336-1760 (474 amino acids)
Biological process (GO): extracellular matrix organization
Cellular component (GO): basement membrane
Molecular function (GO): calcium ion binding; heparin binding; protein binding
Source: RefSeq, a predicted model, not a curated record